GGGCUCCGGCGUCGAGUUGCCAGAGUCCACUUCAACAACGCCGAGACUCGCCUCGCCACGCACCUCCUAGUGCACGACCAACGCUCCCGACUACAAUACCGCCAGCUACUAUCCGCUAAGAUCACCGCCAUGCCACACCAGGGGGGUUCGCCAAAUCAGCGCUGGGCGACGACGCUGAACACAGCACUGGAAUCAGCA
Molecule: messenger RNA, 198 nt
Organism: Phytophthora sojae
Lineage: Eukaryota; Oomycota; Peronosporomycetes; Peronosporales; Peronosporaceae
Exons: 1
Source: RefSeq, a predicted model, not a curated record